This is a messenger RNA of Nycticebus coucang (slow loris), 10313 nucleotides long. It is a transcript of the gene CENPF, whose product is annotated as centromere protein F. The transcript has 20 exons. NCBI's taxonomy places the organism in Eukaryota, Metazoa, Chordata, Mammalia, Primates, Lorisidae. Gene Ontology annotation, cellular component: nucleus; chromosome, centromeric region; spindle pole. Bases 145 to 9441 code for a protein of 3098 amino acids. Gene Ontology annotation, molecular function: microtubule binding; dynein complex binding; transcription factor binding. Gene Ontology annotation, biological process: metaphase chromosome alignment; regulation of G2/M transition of mitotic cell cycle; mitotic cell cycle. The record is from RefSeq and is a predicted model, not a curated record.
CGGGCGGCGGCCGCGGGCCGUUUGGAUUGGAAUCUGAGGUGGCGUGCGAGCCGGACUCUCUCAGAGGCUUUUCCCCCUUGUCUGGCGGCGGCGAGGGAGCGAGUUUAUUUACAAAUGCUGGUAUAAUAAAGAAGAGAGAACAAGAUGAGCUGGGCUUUGGAAGAAUGGAAAGAAGGCCUGCCUACAAGAGCUCUUCAGAAAAUUCAAGAGCUUGAAGGACAGCUGGACAAACUGAAGAAGGAAAAGCAGCAAAGACAGUUUCAGCUGGAUACUCUGGAGGCUGCACUGCAGAAGCAAAAACAGAAGGUUGAAAAUGAAAAAACUGAGGGGACAAACCUGAAAAGGGAGAAUCAAAGAUUGAUGGAAAUAUGUGAAAAUCUGGACAAAACUAAGCAGAAGAUUUCUCAUGAACUUCAAGUCAAGGAGUCACAGGUGAACUUUCAGGAAGGACAACUGAAUUCAGCCAAAAAACAAAUAGAAAAACUGGAGCAGGAAAUUAAAAGGUGUAAAUCUGAACUUGAAAGAACCCAACAAGCUGCACAGUCCGCAGAUGUCUCUCUGAAUCCAUGCAAUACACCACAAAAAAUUUUUACAACUUCGCUAACACCAAGUCAUUGUUACAGCGGCUCUAAGUAUGAAGAUCUAAAGGACAAGUAUAAUAAAGAAGUUGAAGAACGAAAAAGAUUAGAGGCAGAGGUUAAAGCCUUGCAGGCAAAAAAAGUGAGCCAGACUCUUCCCCAAACCACCAUGAACCACCGAGACAUUGCUCGACAUCAGGCUUCAUCAUCUGUGUUCUCAUGGCAAAAAGAGAGGACCCCAAGUCAUCUUUCUUCUAAUUCUCAAAAAACUCCAGUGAGGAGAGAUUUCUCUACAUCUUAUUUUUCUGGAGAACAAGAGGUGACCCCGAGUCAAUCAACUUUGCAAAUAGGGAAAAGAGAUAGCAGUUUCUGCGAUAAUUCUAGCAGUUCUCAUCUUUUGGAUCAAUUAAAAGCACAGAAUCAAGACCUAAGAAGCAAGAUUGGUGAGUUGGAACUGUGUCUACAAGGACAAGAAAAAGAAAUGAAAGGCCAAGUGAAUAAAUUUCAAGAAACCCAGCUUCAACUGGAGAAAGCAAAAGUGGAAUUAAUUGACAAAGAGAAAGUUUUGAACAAAAGUAGGGAUGAACUAGUGAGAACAACAGCACAAUACGACCAGGCAUCAACCAAGUGUACUGCAUUGGAACAAAAAUUGAAAAAAUUGACUGAAGAUUUGAAUUGUCAGCGACAAAAUGCAGAAAGUGCCAGAUGUUCCCUGGAACAGAAAAUCAAGGAAAAAGAAAAGGAAUUUCAAGAGGAGCUCUCUCGACAGCAACGUUCUUUCCAAACACUGGACCAAGAGUGCACUCAGAUGAAAGCCAGACUUACCCAGGAGUUACAGCAAGCCAAGAACACACACAACAUCCUGCAGGCUGACCUGGAUAAAGUCACAUUAGUAAAGCAACAUCUAGAGAACAAUUUGGAAGAGUUUAAGCAAAAGCUCUUCAGAACUGAACAGGCAUUCCAGGCAAGUCAGAACAAGGAGAAUGAGCAGAAGAGAAGUGUCGAGGAAAUAAAGAAAGAAAACAAUCUCCUUAAGAGUCAGUCUGAGCAAAAAGCCAGAGAAGUCUGCCACCUGGAGGAAGAACUCAAGAAAGUCAAACACUGUUUAAACCAGAGCCAGAAUUUUGCAGAAGAAAUUAAAGCGAAGAAUACCUCUCAGGAAGCCAUGCUAAAAGAUCUUCAAGAAAAAAUAAAUCAGCAAGAAAACUCCUUGAUGUUAGAGAAGCUGAAGCUUGUUGUGGCUGACCUGGAAAAGCAGCGAGAUUGUUCUCAAGACCUUUUGAAGAAAAGAGAACAUCACAUUGAACAACUGAAUGAUAAGUUAAGCAAGACAGAGAAAGAGUCCAAAGCUUUAUUGAGUGCUUUGGAGUUAAAAAAGAAAGAAUAUGAAGAACUGAAAGAAGAGAAAACUCUGUUUUCUUGUUGGAAAAGUGAAAAUGAAAAUCUUUUAAGUCAGAUGGAAUCAGAGAAGGAAAGCUUGCAGAGUAAAAUUAAUCACUUGGAAAGUUGUCUCAAGAUGCAACAAAUAAAAAGUCAUGAAUACAAUGAGAGAGUAAGAACUCUGGAAAUGGAAAGAGAAAACCUAAAUGUUGAGAUCAGAAACCUUCACAAUAUAAUAGACAGCAAGUCAGUAGAGAUAGAGACACAGAAACAAGCUUAUGUAGCUCUACAGCAGGAAGCCGAGUUCUCAGAUCAAAAACAUAAGAAGGAAAUGGAAAAUAUGUGUUUGAAAACUUCUCAGCUUACUGGGCAAGUGGAAGCUCUGGAACACAAACUUCAGUUGCUAUCAACUGAAAAAAUGGACAAAGACCAGUGUUACCAAGACUUACAUACUGAAUAUGAGAGCCUCAGGGCUCUGCUGAAAUCCAAAGAGUCUUCUUUGGUGACAAAUGAGAAUCAUCAGAAAAGUCUUUUGCCUUUUGAACAGCAGCCUAAUGUGAAUAAUUCCUUUCUAAAUAUAAUUAGAGAACAAGAAAGUGUGCCUUCAGAAAGGAGCAAGUCCCAUUUAGAAGCAGACCAAAGUCCAAUAAACUCAGCUGUACUGCAAAAUAGAGUUGAUUCACUUGAAUUUUCAUUACAGUCUCAAAAGCAGAUGAACUCAGAUCUCCAAAAGCAGUGUGAAGAGUUGGUGCAAAUCAGAGGAGAAAUAGAAGAAAAUCUCAUUAAAGCAGAACAGAUGCAUCAAAGUUUUGUGACUGAAACAAGUCAACGCAUUACUAAGUUGCAAGAAGAUGCUUCUACUCAUCAGAAUGUGGUUGCUGAAACUUUAGUUUCUCUUGAGAACAAAGAAAAAGAGUUGCAACUUUUGAAAGAAAAAUUAGAAACUGAGCAAGCAGAGAUUCAAGAAUUAAAAAAGAGCAACCAUCUACUCAAAGACUCUGUAAGGGAGCUGCAAGUUCUAUGUGAAACCCUGAGCUCAGAGAAAAAGGAAAUGGGUGCUGUAAUUUCUCUGAAUAAAAGGCAAAUUGAAGAGCUGAUGCAAGAGAAUGAGACUCUUAAGGACACAAAUACAACCUUAAAUCAAGAGAAAAUGAACCUACUCCAAAAAAGUGAGAGUUUUUCACACUGUUUAGAUGGUAAGGAGAAAAGCAUUUCAGAGUUAUCCGAUCAGUGUAAGCAAGACAGAAUUGCUCUAUUACAAAAAUGUGAAGAAGCCAGAUAUGCAUUUGAGGAUCUUAGUGAAAAAUACAAAGCAGCUCAAGAAAAGAACUCUACACCAGAAGGUUUGCUGAGUGAAUGCACCAGUGUUUGUGAAAAUAGAAAAAAUGAGUUGGAACAGCUAAAGCAAACAUUUGCAAAGGAACAUCAAGACUUUUUAACAAAACUAGCAUUUGUUGAAGAAAGAAACCAGACUCUAAUAUUGCAGUUGGGUACAGUGCAGCAAGAUCUGAGAUCUGAGAUUGCAGAUACCCAGAACAAUUCCAAGAGUGAGGUUGAUGUUUUAAAGCAAGAAAUGACUUUAAAGGAAGAUCAAAAUAAGAUGGAAGUUAAUGACUUACUACAAGAAAAUGAGCAGCUGAUGAAGUUAAUGAAGACAAAACAUGAAUGUCAAAACCUAGAAUUGGAACCAAUUAGGGACUGUGGGAAAGAAAGAGAGAGUGAGAUAAAUAAAUACAACUUGCAACAUCAGAUGAACAGUUACAGUACACAACUGGUACAGUUAGAAACAAUGAUAAGAAAUACGGAAUUAAAACUUCAGGACAGUGAGAAGGAGAAGGAGUAUCUACAGCAUGAACUACAGACAGUUAAAGCAGAAUUAGAAACCAGAAGUUUGCAAGGUAUUUUGUCACAGGAAAUUAGUGGCCUUAAAGACUAUGAUAUGGAUGCAGAAGAAAAGUAUAUUUCAGUGCUUCAUGAGUUGUCAACAAGUCAAAAUGACAAUGCACACCUGCAGUGCUCUCUCCAGACAGCAAUGAGCAAACUGAACGAGUUAGAGAAAAUAUGUGAAAUAUUGAAGGCUGAUAAGUGUGAACUCAUGUCUGAGCUGAAUGAUUCCAGAUCAGAGUGUAUUACAGCUACUAGUAAGAUGACAGAAGAGGUAGAGAAACUAGUAAAUGAAGUUAAAAUAUUGAACCAUGAAAAUGGUCUUCUCCAUGGUGACUUAGUGAAAGAAAUGCCAGAAGGGGAUUUCACUGAAAAGCAAAAUGAACUGCAGUCUGUGUCCUUGAAUCCUUUGGACGAUAGUAAUUCCUAUGAACAUUUGACAUUAUCAAACAAAGAAGUUCAAAGGCACUUUGCUGAAUUGCAGGAGAAAUUCUCAUCUUUGCAAAGUGAGCACAAAAUUUUACAUGAUCAGCACUGUCAAGUGAGCUCCAAGAUGUCAGAGCUCCAGACUUACAUUAAUUCAUUAAAGGCUGAAAAUUUACUCUUGUCAGCAAAUCUCAGAAAUUUUCAAAGUGACCUGAUGAAGGAGACUAAGUUGGAUUCUGGAGAAGGGCAGGUUCCAUCACCAUCAUUCUCUUGUGUGCCCGACAGUCCUAGUCUUAACAGUUUUGGAGAAUCCUCUUUUUACAAAGCUCUUUUAGAACAGACUGAGGAAACAUCUCUUUUGAGUAGCUUAGAAGAUGUUUCCAAAGAUGAGUUUCAUGUGGAUGAACUAUCUAAUAGCAGUCUGGAGGAGGAGAGUCUGACCAAGAAAGAAAUCCAAUCUGCCCCAAUGAGGAGUGUGGAAGAACUCGAGACCCUCUGUCAGAUGUACUUGCAGUCCCUCAAGAACCUAGAAGAGAAAAUGGAAAGUCAAGGGAUUAUGAAAAAUAAGGAAAUUCAAGAGCUUGAACAGUUAUUAAGUACUGAAAGGCAAGCCCUCGACUGCCUUAGGAAGCAGUAUUUGUCAGAAAAUGAACAGUGGCAACAGAAGCUGACAAGCGUGACUAUGGAGAUGGAGUCCAAGUUGGCAGCAGAAAAGAAACAGACAGAACAACUGUCACUUGAGCUUGAGGUAGCCAGGCUGCAGCUGCAAGGUCUGGACUUAAGUUCUCGGUCUUUGCUGAGCACUGAUAUAGAAGAUGCUAUUCAGAACCAAAAUGAGAGCUGUGAUGUAAAAGAAUCAGAAGGAUAUACUCCAGAAACAAUAGGACGAACACCAAAGAAUGACAAUCAUCAGAUUUGCGAUAAAGAUGUUCAGCAGGACCUUGGGAAACUAGGAGAAAUAACAGAGACUGGUGCAGUCAGACUUACAGAAGAGUGUUGUAGGGAGCAAUCCCCAGAAGUUGGUCAUGAAACAUCAGGGGAAGAAAAAACCCAGGGCUGUUCAGAACGCAUUUCUGAAUUGUCGUUUUCUGAUCCUAAUGCUUUGGGACCCAUGGAUUUUCUGGUGAAUCAGGUAACCAUCCAGAAUCUUCAAAUGCAGGUAAAAAAGACAUCAGAUGAGAAUCUGAGAUUACUUCGUGUGAUAAAGGACCGUGACAAAAAAGUUGAAAAUUUGCUAAAUGAAAUUAAAGAAUUAGACUCAAAAUUUGUUUUACAGGAAGUACAAAUGAAGACCAAGAUUGAAGCAUAUGUAGAACUGGAAAAAAUAUUUGAGGAACUUAAGAAAGCAAACUCUGAUUUAAGUGAAAAAUUGGAAUCCUUUUCUUGUGAUAAUCUGGAAGUACACCAGAGAAUAGAAACUGCUGAAGUCCUCAAUUCUAAUUUAGAAAUGGGCACAGAUAAAUUGUCACUCGAACACAUUGAAGCCAAGAUAAAUGACAACUGGAAGGAGAGAUUUCUUGAUGUGGAAAAUGAGUUGAAUAGGAUCAAAUCUGAGAAGGCUAGCAUGGAGCAUCAUGCCCUCUCUGUGAAAGCUGAUUUAGAGAUAGUUCAAACAGAGAAGCUAAAUUUAGAAAUAGACAAUGAAAAUAAGCAGAAAGUUAUUGUCAGUCUUGAAGAAGAACUCUCCAUAGUCACAAGUGAAAGAAACCGGCUUCAUGGACAAUUAGGUAUAGUGUCAAAAGAAAACAAAGAACUGGAUUGGCUGUCUGAAAAUAUGAAGGAGAAAACACAAGAGCUGGAGGCUUAUCAAGGUGAGUGUCUCCGUCACAUGCAGGUGGUGGAGGCAGAGGUAAAGGAUAAAAGAGAACAACUUCAGACUUUGUCCUCUGAUGUCAGCCAGCUGCUAAAAGAUAAAACUCAUCUCCAGGAGCAGGUACAGAGUUUGGAAAAGGACUCACAGGCACUGUCCUUGGUAAAAUGUGAGCUGGAAAUUCAAAUGGGACAGUUGAAUAAAGAGAAAGAAUUGCUUCUCAAGGAAUCUGAAAGUCUGCAGGCCAAACUGAGAGAAUCAGAACGUGAAAAGCUCAAUGUUUCCAAGGCCCUGGAGGCUGCACUGGCGGAGAAGGGUGAGUUUGCAGAGAGACUGAGCUCCACGCAAGAGGAAGCGCAUCAGCUGAGAAGAGGCAUUGAGAAACUGAGAGUCCGUAUUGAGGCUGAUGAAAAGAAGCAGCUCCACGUGGCAGAGAAACUGAAAGAACACGAACGGGAGAAUGAUUUACUUAAGGACAAAGUUGAGAGCCUUGAAAGGGAAUUACAGAUGUCAGAAGAAAACCAAGAGCUGGUGAUUGUUGAUGCUGAGAAUUCGAAAGCAGAAAUUGAGACUCUAAAAUCACAAGUGGAGGAGAUGGCUGAAAGCCUGAAAGUUUUAGAAUUAGACCUUGACAUGGUAAGGUCUGAAAAAGAAAAUCUGACAAAAGAACUACAAGAAAAACAAAGUCAAGUGUCAGAAUUAGACAAGCUGUGCUCUUCGUAUCAAAGUCUGUUAGAAAAAAAGGAGCAAGUGACAAUACAGAUCAAAGAAGAAUCUAAGACUGUGGUAGACAUGCUUCAGAAUCAAUUGAAAGUGCUAAAUGAGGAAGUUAUAGCCCUGUGUAAUGACCAAGAAACCUGGAAGGGCAGAGAACAGAGUCUGGACUCCCCAGUGGAGGAAGUACAACAGCUGAGGAGUAGCAUUGAAAGGUUGAAAGUAUGCAUAGAAACUGAUGGCAAGAAGCAGCUCCAUGUUUUAGAACAACUGAAGGAAAGUGAGCAUCAUGCUGAUUUACUUAAAGGAAGAGCUGAGAAUCUUGAAAGAGAGCUAGAGAUAGUGGGAAAAAACCAAGAGCAUGUGAUUCUUGAGGCAGAGAAUGCCAAAGCAGAGGUAGAGACCCUAAAAGGAAAAAUAGAAGGGAUGGCCUCAAACCUGAGAGAUCUAGAAUUAGAUUUUAUUAACAUAAAGUCAGAAAAAGAAAAUCUGACCAAAGAAUUACAAAAGGAGCAAGAGCGAGUAUCUGAAUUAGAAAUAUUGAAUUCUUCAUUUGAAAAUCUACUAUUAGAAAAAGAGCAAGAAUUAGUACACAUAAAAGAAGAAACUAACACUGCAAUAGACAUGCUUCAGUUACAAUUGAAUGAGCUCAAUGAGAAACUAACCGACCUAUGCAGUGAUCUUGAGUGCUAUAAGGCUAAAGAACAGAAGCUAAGCAGACAAGUAGAUUGUCUUAAACUUGAAAAGGGUCAGUUGGCACUAGAACUUGAUGAGACCAGAAGUAAUUAUGUUACUUUGCAAUCUUCUGUGAAUGGCCUCAUUCAAGAAGUAGAAGAUGGCAAGUAUCUACAAGAGAGGAAGGAUGAAGAAAUCAGUAGACUUCAAAGUCAAAUUCAAGACCAAGAGCAGCUGGCCUCCAAACUGUUCCAGGUGGAAGGAGAGCAGCAACUUUGGAAGAAAGAAAAAGUAGAACUGGGAAAUCUGACAGUGGAAUUGGAGCAGAAGAUCCAAGUAUUACAAUCCAAAAAUGACACUCUCCAGGGUACCUUUGAAGCACUGCAGAAUUCUUACAAGGAUAUGGAGAAUGAACUUGAAUUGGCAAAAAUGGAGAAAAUGUCUUUUGUUGAAAAAGUAAACACAAUGAUUGCAAAGGAAACUAAGCUGCAGAGAGAAGUGUAUGAGAUGAUGCAGAAAACAGUGGAGCAGAAAGAAGACUUUGGUAGAGAGAAAAAUAGGCUAACUGAAGAAUUAAAUUUACUGUCAGAAGAAAUAGAGAACAGCAAAGGUCAAUUGAAGGAGCUUGUGCUAGAAAACAGUGAAUUGAAGAAGAGUUUGGAUUGCAUACACAAAGACCAGGUGGAUAAAGACAGGAAAAUGAGAGAAGAAAUAGCAGAAUAUCAGCUACAGCUUCAGGAAGCUGAGAAGAAACACCAGGCUUUGCUUUUGGACACAAACAAACAGCAUGAAAUAGAAAUCCAGACAUACCAAGAGAAAUUGAUGUCAAAAGAAGAAUAUCUCAGCUCACAGAAGUUGGAGAUGGACCUCUUAAAGUCUAAUAAAGAAGAACUCAGUAAUUCUCUGAAAGCUACCACUCAGACUUUAGAAGAAUUGAAGAAAACCAAGAUGGACAAUCUAAAAUACGUAAAUAAGCUAAAGAAGGAAAAUGAGCAUGCCCAGGGGAAAAUAAAGUUGUUGAUCAAAUCCUGUAAACAGCUGGAAGAGGAAAAAGAAAUGUUGCAGAAAAAACUUUCUCAAUUUGAAGCUGCACAGGAGAAGCAGAAAACAGAUACUGUUGUGAAUGGUAAGGGAGAUGAAUUAAUUUCUGAGAUGAAAGAACUGAAAGAAACUCUGGAAGAAAAAACCAGGGAAGCAGAUGAAUACUUAGAUAAGUACUGUUCCCUACUCAUAAGCCAUGAAAAACUAGAGAAAGCUAAUGAGAUGUUAGAAACACAAGUUGCUCGUCUUUGUUCGCAGCAAUCUAAACAUGACCUCCAGCGGUCUCCUUUGCUAAGUCCACUUGUUGCAGCACCAUCUCCAGUCCCUUCUCUUACUGAAAAGAAGUUAUCAUCUGGCCAAAAUAAAGCUUCUGGCAAGAGGCAGAGGUCCAGUGGGAUAUGGGAGAAUGGUGGAGGAUCAGCACUUCCUACCCCAGAGAUGUUUUCUAAAAGAAGCAGGAAAGCAGUGAAAAAUUGUAUUCAGUCUGUAGAGGACAUAGAAGAUACUGAAUUUGAGCCAGAGGGACUUCCAGAAGUUGUAAAGAAAGGGUUUGCUGACAUUCCAACAGGCAAAACUAGCCCCUAUAUCCUGCGGAGAACAACCAUGGCAACCCGGACCAGCCCUCGCCUGGCUGCGCAGAAGUUAGCACUAUCCCCUCUAAGUCUAGGCAAGGAAAAUCUUGCAGAAUCCUCCAAACCAACAGCUGGUGGCAGCAGAUCACAAAAGGUCAAGAUUGCUCAGCACAGCCCAGUGGAUUCAGGUACUGCCUACAAAGAACCCACCACAAAAUCUCUCUCAGUCAAUAAUCUUCCUGAAAAAAGUUCAGCAGAUAGCCCUAGAGAGGGCCUGAGACCCAAGCGAGGCCGACUGGCCCCCAGUCCGGAAGCUGGAGCCGAGCCCUCCAAGGAUGGCGAGAACUGUAAGGUCCAGUGAAGAGACUUGUGUGUCAAUACCCCUGGAAGGUGGAGUAGUUGUCAGCCCACAGGGACUUUUCUUUAGUCAGGGAGCAGUUUAUCAGUGAGGAGAAAACAGUUCCUUAGUAAAUAAAAAUAUAUUGUACUUUUUCUAUCUUCCAUGUAUAAGUAUUGAAAAUGUUUGUAAGCAGUGAUCAUUUAUUCACGCACUGGUAUUCCAUCUCUUAUAAUGUAAAUAAUACUGUAUAAAGCUUUAUGUUAGUAAGUUAUAAUUAAAUGGCAAGCACUAUCUAGCAACUUCUGUAUGUGGAUUUUAUACUAAGAAAGUAAAAAACACAUUUUAUACUUCCAAUUAACUGCUCGCAGGAAAAUGGAAACUUUUGCUUUAUGAUAUUUCCUGUCUAUAGUGUUAGGCAUGAAAUAGAUUUAGAUCAGGAAUUUCUUUGAGUUAAGUGAAAUGAAGGAAAGCCCUGUUACCUGUUAAGGAAAACAUACACACUUGUACAUAGGUAGGUGUGUUUAUCUGUCUUCCAAUGUGACUUAUAAAUUUUUGCUUCUGUAACCUGUACAUAUGUGUGUGUGGGAGUAGUGGGGAGGUUAUAUGUUUAUCUCCAGUCCUUCUGAUGGCAGGUUCUUAGAUGUGCAUUUUCUGCCCUUGUGCUUUUUUCUUUUUUAAGAUUAUUUUCUUACAAUUCUUUGGUGUGUGUUCUCAUAUCUUGUGUUGUAUUAAAACAUGACCUUUGUUUUCUAAUAAAAAAAAACCUACCUUUGUUUUCUGUCAAAAAUGCUUUCUAAAUAUAAAGGUAUUAUGAAUAUUGGCACUGUCCUGUUGCCACCAUCUGUUCACAACCUCUUGUAAAACGUUUGAAUAAAUGAUGAUGUAGAUCUUUA